AUCAUGGUUUCCAGGCAGUGCAUGGCUUUGUUUCUCUGCUCUCUACUACUGGUUCCUCUUUCUCUGGAUGCAGUCUUUCUAAAGCAGGAAGAGGCAAGCGGCUUUUUGGAAAGGCAAAGGCGAGCCAACAGCUUCUUCGAAGAGAUAAAACUGGGGUCACUAGAGCGAGAAUGCAUGGAAGAAAAGUGUUCCUUUGAGGAAGCGAGAGAGAUUUACCAUGAUGAUGAAAGGACAAAAGAGUUCUGGCACAUCUAUUCUGACCCUAACCAGUGUGACUCCAACCCCUGUCAGAAUGGCGGGAGUUGUGACGACCAGUUUCAGGAUUACGUUUGCCGCUGUCCCAUCGAAUAUGAGGGCAAAAGCUGUGAAAAAGCCAUGGCUGACAAACUGAAGUGCAUUUACGACAACGGUGGCUGUGAGCAGUACUGUACUGACAAGCAGUCUGAAAAACGAGUGUGCUUCUGUGCGGACGAUUACGCUUUAGCGAGUGAUGGCAUGUCCUGCAUUCCCCAAGUGAAAUACCCAUGUGGAAAAAUACCAGUACUGGCAAAAAAAAAUGCAACUACACGAGGGAGAAUAGUAGGUGGUUCAAUCUGUCCUCCAGGUGAAUGUCCAUGGCAAGCCCUUAUAAUACAGAAUCAGAAAGAAAAGUGUGGCGGUACCCUGCUUUCCCCAGAGUGGGUGGUCACUGCAGCUCACUGUUUGGAGUAUACUCAUCCUAAACAGCUUCGGGUGAGACUGGGUGAACAUGCAACAAAUUCUGAUGAUAAAACUGAGCAAGAAAGUGGAGUUGCCAGGAUCAUCAUUCAUGAAGGAUACACAAAUGGACAAGUCAAUAACGAUAUUGCCCUCCUAGGCCUGGAAACACCCGUGAAUCUCACCGACUAUGUGGUGCCGAUAUGUUUGCCUGAAAAGCAGUUUGCAGUGUAUGAACUGUCCUCCAUCAAGUUCUCCACAGUGAGCGGAUGGGGACGCCUACUAGAUGGAGGUGCCACCUCUUCUAUUCUGAUGAGAGUUGAUUUGCCACGUGUAAAGACACAAGAAUGUGAAAAGGAGACCGAUUUAAAUAUUACAGAGAAUAUGUUCUGUGCAGGAGACGCGACCGGCGUUAAAGACUCCUGCAAGGGAGACAGUGGUGGACCUCAUGCUACAAAGUACAAGAACACUUGGUUUCUGACUGGGAUUGUCAGCUGGGGAAAGGGCUGUGCUGUUAAAGGCAGCUAUGGGGUUUACACAAGGGUAUCCAAAUACAUCGACUGGUUGAAGAAGCACAUGGAUUAA
This is a messenger RNA of Haliaeetus leucocephalus (bald eagle), 1281 nucleotides long. RefSeq names its product coagulation factor VII (serum prothrombin conversion accelerator) (gene F7). Lineage: Eukaryota; Metazoa; Chordata; Aves; Accipitriformes; Accipitridae. Bases 4 to 1281 code for a protein of 425 amino acids. Gene Ontology annotation, biological process: blood coagulation; proteolysis. The record is from RefSeq and is a predicted model, not a curated record. Gene Ontology annotation, cellular component: extracellular region. Gene Ontology annotation, molecular function: calcium ion binding; serine-type endopeptidase activity. The transcript is spliced from 8 exons.